Molecule: messenger RNA, 2496 nt
Organism: Mycetomoellerius zeteki
Lineage: Eukaryota; Metazoa; Arthropoda; Insecta; Hymenoptera; Formicidae
Product: glucose dehydrogenase [FAD, quinone]
Exons: 10
Coding region: 129-2033 (634 amino acids)
Molecular function (GO): oxidoreductase activity, acting on CH-OH group of donors; flavin adenine dinucleotide binding
Source: RefSeq, a predicted model, not a curated record
ACUUUGCCCGUUUGCUGCAUCAAAGCCGCGCGUUGCACGUGUGAGCUUUUCCCGGGUCACGUGUGUAUCGGAGUGCAUCGACAAAAGAUUCAUCAAGAGAAAAGCUGUGCUCCCUAGCCAGUGUAACAAUGUCAUCGUUUAAUGUGUCAGUCGGUCCAAAAUGCCCGAUAUCAGGACCGAGUCUUGCCCAAGGUUGUCCGGGAUCACAAUAUUUGAUAUUUAUGACGAUAUUGGAUAUGCUUAUACGAUCCCAAGAGAAGGUGUCUCAAACGUGCGAGCGUGUACAGCCGAAAAUUCCACCUGAGUACCAAUACGAUUUCAUUGUCAUUGGCGGAGGAUCAGCCGGUGCCGUGGUGGCGUCUAGACUGAGCGACAUACCCGAAUGGAAAGUUUUGUUGCUAGAAGCCGGCCCGGACGAACCACCGGGUGCUCAGGUUCCCAGUAUGGUGGGAAUGUUUCUGGGAAGUGGCAUUGACUGGCAGUAUCAAACCACGAACGAGAUGAACGCUUGUCUGUUAAACGGCGGAUCCUGCAGUUGGCCGCGUGGUAAAAAUCUAGGUGGGACGUCCGUUCACAAUGGUAUGAUGUAUAUGCGAGGCCACGCGAAAGAUUUUGACAAUUGGGCAGCUAAGGGCAAUCACGGAUGGAGUUGGCGCGAUGUCUUGCCGUAUUUCAUGUGCUCCGAGAACAACACGGAGAUCCAUCGAGUUGGUCGCAAGUAUCAUUCGACCGGUGGUCUGCUAACUGUCGAGCGGUUUCCGUGGAAGCCUGCAAUAGCAGACGACAUCCUCGCCGCGGCAGCUGAGAGAGGAUACCCGAUUAGCGAGGACCUGAAUGGUGACCAAUUUAUAGGAUUCACUGUUGCUCAAGUCACAAGUAAGGACGGUGUCCGAGUGAGUAGCGCCUCAGCGUUCCUACGACCAAUGCGAAAACGACGCAAUUUGCACACGUCCUUAAACGCCACUGUCACGAAGAUUUUGAUAUUAAAUAACAAAGCCGUUGGAGUACAAUUUUAUCAAGAUGGUGAACUUCGAGUUGCCCACGCCACAAAGGAGGUAAUCGCCUCCGGUGGUGCCGUAAAUUCGCCUCAACUGUUGCUACUCUCCGGAAUCGGGCCGAAGGAACAUCUGCGGGCGGUGAACGUCACAGUCGUCAAGGAUCUUCCAGGUGUCGGGGAGAACCUGCAUAAUCACGUGUCGUACACUUUAUCGUGGACCAUCAAUCAACCGAAUCUGUUCGACCUGAACUGGGUGACUGCCGCGGAAUAUCUCGCCUUCCAAAGAGGACCGAUGUCGUCGACUGGUUUAUCGCAAUUGACCGGGAUGUUACCGUCGACCUACGCGGAUAAGAAUCAUCCUGAUAUCCAGCUCUUUUUCGGUGGCUAUCAGGCAGCUUGCGCAAUCACCGGUGAACCAGGUUCCACUAUGGACAAUAACGGUCGCAGAAUCAGCAUAUCGCCGACAAUGACACAGCCGCGUAGUAAGGGGAGACUGCGUCUCGCCAGUAACAACCCCCUCGAGAAGCCACUCAUUUGGGGCAACUAUCUGAACGAUACUAUGGAUGUGAACAUCCUCGUGGAAGGCAUCCAGAUUGCGUUGUCCCUCGCCAAUACCAGUGCCAUGGCCAAGUAUAAUAUGACUUUGAAUAACCAACUGUUGUCCAAUUGCUCCCGGUAUCCUUAUCUGAGCAAACAGUAUUGGGCCUGCGCCGUGCGCCAGGAUACUGGCCCGGAAAAUCAUCAAGCGGGUUCCUGCAAGAUGGGUCUACCUAAUGAUCCCAUGGCCGUAGUCGACAAUCGAUUGAGGGUAUAUGGCAUCAGAAACCUCCGGGUGGCCGACACGUCCAUUAUGCCAGAGGUAACGUCCAGCAACACGGCAGCCCCGGCCAUGAUGAUCGGCGAAAGGGCGGCAGCGUUCAUCAAGUCCGAUUGGGGUGUUACCGGUACACAAUGUUCACGCACGACGAUCGACAGUACGCUGGACCUGUUACUUUGGGGGAUCAAGUACAUCGACUGGGAUCAGGCUAUAUGGUAGCCCGGGUUCUUCCCGAUCUAUCUAGUCGCUUAUUGCAUCCAUCAAUGCGUAUUCCGCAGCCUACAAAAAGUCGGCGAGAACGCGACCAAAGGCAAGGACUUUCUGGAAGAUCCCCGUAGGCUGCGAUUUCCUUUCUCUUCGGUAUGAUCGAGCGAUCGAGCUGGACUUACAUCCCGCUCGAUAGCGCGAGCGCUACGUCAGAACUCAACAUUAUAUUGCAACGUGCAAUUAUUGUUACUAACGCAGUGAGUACGACUGAUGACGAGUCGUCGUCUCGCUGUACCGCCAUGUCUUAAUUUCCAGUUAGGAAUUUCCUAAGAUUGUGUCUCAUAGCAUUGCAGCUAGUCGAGAGAUCUGCCAUCAAUCAAUUAGCUGCGACAUAACGAGCAUAAAUACUCGUAUAACUUACGAGUAUUGUUACUAUUAUAAUAUUAUUAAUUCCGUAAACAAGCUACAAUUUCCU